This is a messenger RNA of Rhododendron vialii, 794 nucleotides long. RefSeq lists its product as uncharacterized. The record is from RefSeq and is a predicted model, not a curated record. The transcript is spliced from 2 exons. Gene Ontology annotation, molecular function: protein binding. Bases 81 to 620 code for a protein of 179 amino acids. Lineage: Eukaryota; Viridiplantae; Streptophyta; Magnoliopsida; Ericales; Ericaceae.
CCUUUUAAGGUUGUGAAGGUGAAACUUGACUCUCAACAUCUUCCCCCUCUUUCUCUCCCAUCUAUAUAUAUAUAAUAAUAAUGAUGACGCCAAUUGUGAAUUCAAAUUACGACGACAACGCAAUUACAAACAGCGCCCAAAAGAUCAAGUUCCUCUACAGCUAUCGCGGCAGAAUCCUCCCUCGCCCCACCGACGGCAAGCUCCGCUACGUCGGCGGCCACACCAGAGUUCUCUCCGUUGAUCGUUCCAUCACAUUCGCAGAGCUAAUGGUGAGAUUCUUAGAGCUAUGCGGAUCCUCGAUGAGUUUGAAGUGUAAGUUGCCGACCGAAGAUCUAGACGUCCUGGUUACAGUCACCUCUGACGAGGAGCUCGUUAACCUCAUCGAAGAAUACAAUCGAUUCUCGUUGUCUGCAAAUAAGGACCUGAAGAUUACAGCUGUGUUGUAUCCCCUGGAAUCUCUCAAAAAAAUCUCUCCUCCUCCAUCUACCGUUUCCAGUCUCGAUUUCUCCUCAGUCGUCAUAAAGUCGCCUUCCGUCACAGGAUUUUGGUUUCGGAAUUCGUCGCCUGCCUUUGGAUUUCCGGCGGGUGUGCAGAAAGUUGGUUGCAAAGUCCGUUAUUGAGUAGUCUUUAGCUCUUAAAGACGAAUAUGACUUAUUCAGAUGAAUAGCUAGCAAUGAAUCUUAUUGUACGUCACUAGGUCCUAUAAAAGACUACGACAUGAGAAGAUCUCGAUACCAUUUGGAGAGCAAGCAUUAGGCAAGGAAUGCAAAAGCUUUGGUGAUUGAAUGUUCCAA